UCUACAGACUUCAGGUUUUGGUAUAUAAAAUAAGAUGACAAAGAUACAUGUGUGUCAUAAAUAGAUCCAAAUGUAUUCUAUUUAGAGAGCUGUAUUGAUAAUGAAAGAUGAAAAUACAUCGACUUACAACAAAACAACUAGAAAACAUAGACUUACUUUCAAAAUGUUUAAUUCUGGAAUCUCACAUAUGCGCAUGCGUACAUUGUGGUUUGGUUCCGGUUUAUCGAGGUCAGAUUUUUGAGACUUAAAAGUAAUCGUUUCCGAAAUAUAAUGUAUUCAUCCUCUGUCGAUAUUUGACUCAACAUCAUAAAUAUGUUCAAUGAUAUAUAAAAUUAAUUCAAAAAAUUUAUAAAUCAGUAAAACAGUGUAGCCGAAAAUUAAUAUCAUAUACAUAUUGUUUUCUGUAAGCCAUUCUACCCUGUCGUUUCCCAAAUCCAAUUGUUUGCAGCGCCAUGACAAUUACUUCAACAAAUGAGCUCAAAAUGAAUUUUGAUCAGGUGAAACGUUAAAUUAGUUAAAUCUGGGGCCACCUUAACAAAAUGCGGAGCGCCAGGCGGAUGGUGGACCCUAACCGAGGCCCCUGGAAGCUGGAAUACAAUGGGCAAACAGAGUAAAAUAUGAUAUAAGAAAAUUAGAAAUGGUUAGAACGCGAUAUUAUGGCGAUGAUCCAGUCACUUUAAGAUGUCAAAAACUUCGUGAUAAUCAUUGGAAAAGUUUAGUAGGACUUAUUCCUGGUCCCCAGAACACAACAUUUGACGGAACUCUCAGAGUUCAACCCAGAGAUCUUUCACAUUACCACCCCUCAGUGGAGGAAAUACAACAAGAAAACAAUUUCCGAUAUCGAGGCUUCCCUGAGGAACAUUUUGUUGGAACAAAGCACCCAUUAUCAAAAUCAUUACCCAAUGAUUUGCAUAAAAACUUUGCUAAGAAACAUGUUUUUGAUGUAAACAAGCCUACAAUAGAUACUGGGCACAAGGGAAUUCUGUAUGGUACUGACAUAAACUCACCCAGACCUCCCACUACAGAACCAAGACCCAUCAGAAACCCAUUACAAGAGAAAAAUUCUGCAGAGUUGAGGAAAGCACGGAAGGAAAUGGCUGCAGCAGAGGUUGAUAUCAUGCAAUAUAAGCAAGAAAAACUGCUAAAACAGCAGCAAAUGGUAGCUGAGAGAAAAAAGGACCUAGCCAUGCUUCAGAACUACAACCCCUGGGGAAAGCCUGGUCAUGGGGCUCCCAAAGGUAGCAAUAUUGAUCUGAACAAGAAAACUAGAAUGCUGGAAUCCGACGAAGCAAGUAAUAGUGGACAUAGUGAUUUCCAUGAUAACUUUGGCAAACCAGGCAAUGGUGCUCCCCAGAGAACAAAGUCUGGCAGGUUGAAGACAGAGAUACCUGGAGAUCCAACUAUUCGGUUUAUGGAUACACAGAAAGGUCGGGCUACCAUAGAAGAACGAGUGCGCUACAUCAAAGGUCCUGAACAGAGAGAACAGUAUCACAAAGACUUAGACCAUCAAAUUCAGGAGAAGGCUUAUAAAGAACAGGAGGAGAAACUGAAUGAUCUCCGCACAGAGCUUAUGAUGUUAAAGGAAGACCCCUAUGGUAAACCUGGAGCUGGUGCCCCAAACAGAUACCCCUCUGAUCCACGUUUAACAAAGAGUUUGGAGCUGUCAGAUACUCGGUUACAGGGUGGGAUGUUUGACCCAUGGGGUAAGGGAGCUGGCCAGCCCCAGAGGGAAACAGAUGGUUAUUUGAAGACCCACAAGAACACCAAUAGAGACUUGGGCCCUGUAGAAUUUUACGAUCCAAAUAUCAAGGAUGUGUCUCUAGCUCUACACAGACAGGGGGGCCAUGGUGGAUCGGGGGCCCCUGUGAAGACAGACAGCGGAACUGUCAACACAAAGUUCAAGUCAUCACUAAUGAGAGAUGAAUAUGGAAAGGUAGAAAUUAGUGAUCAGGCGUCACCACGACUACGAAAACAUCACAAAUAUGCUGAUGAAACAUUUACUCCUUAUGACCCCUUUGGCAAAUCAGGUGCAGGAGCUCCAUUAAAGGACACAGAGGGACAUGUGCAACCAAACGUUUAUGGGAAUCUCAAGAAGAUCACAGGUGAGGCAGGGUCGGCUGAUGGCAAGAAGAAGCAGCUGGCAGCCAGCAUAUACCUUACUGAAUUACAGAAGGAGAUGGCUGAGCAGAAGCAACAUAAACAGGAUUGGAAGAAUUACGAUCAAGCCCCAAUUGGAGAUAUAACUUCAGUGAUGAAGGACAAAAAGGUUGGUAAUCCCCUAAGAGAUCCUAACACUGGAUUCCUCCUGGACCAGCACUUGCCUCACUCAGAUAUCACCAGGAUGGCUGCCAACUACAGGCCUCAGAAGACUGAAGACACACCUACUUAUCAUAAUGAGCUACAACAGGCAGCUGAGGACAGAUAUAGACAGAGGGUGGUAGAGAAGAUAAAGGAUAAAGCAGAUUCACAAAAGCACCAGGAAGCAUUCUCAGAUUACUGGGGGAGAGCAGGUGGUGGGGCACCCACAGCUGAGAACAAAAAAGUCAACUUAGAAGAUGCUCUUUUCAACCCAAGACGAGAGGACGAGGCUCCACAUUGGGAAACUAAUAAAGAUUUCUCACGAUAUGAACCUUGGCAACAGGCAGAGUCAUAUAGGAAGAUGUAUGAUGAUGGUCAUAUAAAUGGUCCACAUGGCAACUAUAUACGCAGUACAUUGAACAGCAAGCAUGACAACAACUUUGAACUAGAGGUGUCACGGCAACGGCAAGCUAAGAGAGACUAUAACAUGAUUGUACCAUAUGCAACAGUGGAGAAAUAAGGAAAACAUUUAAAAAAUUAUAAAAAUGAAGUACAUUGAAGAUCGACAAUCACCAUUGCUUCCAUCCCAGUCACAUGAAAUGUAGCCACAACCACAUAAUCAGUUUACAACUUGCCCCUCAGAGAUGAUAUAUUCAAUAUACAAAAGAGUGUCAUAAGCAGCCUGUUAGUGGUGUAGAAAAACAAUACAAACAUUAACUUCCCCCUCAUCUUUGAUAUCAGGAAUGUAAACGAAGUACAUGAAUAUAAAUCAGUGUCAUUUUCCCCAAAGGUGGCAUAAGUUAGAAUCUCUGGUCAUUAUAUUCUAUGCAAAUAUUUUGAUAUUUAUAAAAACUACCUGAUAUGCAAAUGUACAAUCAAGUCCAGUGUCACAAAAAUAGAUUUUAGGAGCCAUAUUAUUAGAACCAGAACACAUGAGCUGGAUAGAUACAAAGCCCAUCACAGGAAGUAGGCUUACUUGACAUGAGGGCGUCAUGGAAAAAUAAUUUGUUAAAAGGUGCAAUAAGAUGUGAUGUGUAUGUAGUGUUAAAUGUUAGGCAUAUCACUUUAUGUCACCACCACAAGUGAUGACAUAUUUUGGAUGGUGUUUGGAGUUUGGCAUUUGGUGGUUGGCAACAAAUGGCAGGUGGUGACAUU
This is a messenger RNA of Owenia fusiformis, 3453 nucleotides long. The record is from the annotation of a GenBank genome assembly. NCBI's taxonomy places the organism in Eukaryota, Metazoa, Annelida, Polychaeta, Sabellida, Oweniidae.